This is a messenger RNA of Fusarium tjaetaba, 684 nucleotides long. RefSeq names its product peroxidase. The record is from RefSeq and is a predicted model, not a curated record. The transcript is spliced from 2 exons. Gene Ontology annotation, biological process: cell redox homeostasis; cellular oxidant detoxification; cellular response to oxidative stress. Gene Ontology annotation, molecular function: peroxiredoxin activity. Bases 1 to 684 code for a protein of 227 amino acids. Gene Ontology annotation, cellular component: mitochondrion; cytosol. Lineage: Eukaryota; Fungi; Ascomycota; Sordariomycetes; Hypocreales; Nectriaceae.
AUGUCUGCUCCCGCUCCUCUUCGUCUGGGCUCUGUCGCCCCCAACUUCCAGGCCGAGACCACAAAGGGCAAGAUUGACUUCCACGAAUUCAUCGGCGACAACUGGGUCAUUCUCUUCUCUCACCCCGAGGACUACACUCCCGUCUGCACCACUGAGCUCGGUGCUUUCGCCAAGCUUCAGCCUGAGUUCACCAAGCGUGGUGUCAAGCUGAUUGGUCUCUCUGCCAACACCAUUGAGUCCCACGAGGGAUGGAUCAAGGAUAUUGGUGAGGUUACUGGCGGCAACGUCGAGUUCCCCAUCAUUGGCGACAAGCAGCGCCAGGUUUCUCUCCUCUACGACAUGAUCGACCAGCAGGAUGCUACCAACGUCGAUGAAAAGGGCAUCGCCUUCACCAUCCGAUCCGUCUUCAUCAUCGACCCCAAGAAGACCAUCCGCACCAUCUUCUCCUACCCCGCCUCCACCGGCCGCAACGCCGCCGAGGUCCUCCGCGUCAUCGACUCCCUCCAGACCGGUGACAAGUACCGCAUCACCACCCCUAUCAACUGGGUCCCCGGUGAGGACGUCAUCGUCCACCCCUCCGUCAAGAACGAAGAGGCCAAGACCCUCUUCCCCGACUUCCGCAUCGUCAAGCCCUACCUCCGAUUCACCCCUCUCGCCAAGGAGAAAGUUCUUCCCCCUCAGUAA